AAGUAUCUCUGCGAGUUUCAUCAGAAAUUAGCUUCAAAGAUCAUAAUUUAAAGUGAAAUUUUAGCACUUACAUUCGGGCGGGAAUCCGUUUUGAUAGCAGCAUCGAUGGCUGAUGUGGAGAUAUGUGUGGACAACCUGGAGUCGUGUUUAGCUGCGGCUGAAGGAGGCUGCUCCAGAAUAGAGUUGUGUUCUUCUUUGGCGGAGGGAGGACUAACUCCAACUCCUGCCUUCCUCGUCGCUGCUAAGAAACUUAUCUCCGUUCCCAUUUUUUGCAUGGUGCGUUGUCGCGGCGGUGACAUGGUCUAUAGCGACACCGAGGCUGAGCUGUUACUACACGAGGCUGAAGAUCUCGUUAGGGCGGGGGCUGAUGGUCUGGUAUUUGGUGCCCUACGGAGUGACGGGUCUCUGGACGAGGACCUGUGUCGGCGAAUGAAAGCGGUGGCCGGCGCUCUCCCGUGUACGUUUCACAGGGCAUUUGAUCUGCUAAGCGAUCCCGUGCAGCAGCUGGAGAAGAUCAUAGCUCUCGGCUACAGCAGGGUUCUUACGAGCGGCUGUGAGUCAACAGCCUUGCGCGGUGCUGCAACCAUCAAGGCACUCGUCCAGGCAGCGGACGGCAGAAUAGGUAUCAUGGCUGGAGCUGGCAUCAAGUCUACUAACGUAGCAGAGAUCGUAGCCUCCACCGGCGUGCAGUCGGUUCACGCGUCAGCCCGCGUUUGCAGGCGCAGUUCAACCUCCGUGACGGUCAACAUGGGGUCGACCGACGAUACCACGCGAUGGGUGUGCGACGCAACUGAAGUGAAGAAAAUCGUUUCUAUAAUGAAUAAUAUUCAAUAAAUUAUACUUUAAAUCGAAAAUGACAAUCAUACUCAAAUGAAAGACCCAUAUGCUCAUAAAUGACACUCAUGCAUAAAAUUAAUGCCCCUUAAUGCUCAAAAAUCCCACUUCUGAAGUUAUCGAAUAAUUAUGGAACUAAUUAUGGAAAACUACUGUUGUGGACUAUUGAGCUGUAGUAUUCUAAUCCAGCAUUUUUCAUAUUAUGAUGCAGUCGCAGUAAUCUAUCGAAUCAUGUCGACGUGGAAAGUUGAAACUUUAUAAAUUCCUCAGUUGUAUGAACUUGUAAUUUUUAUUUUCCUGUAUAAUUGCCAUUGGGAAUUUAAAGGUAAGAAAACGUGUUGCUCGUAGAGAAACGUACAAUAUUGUUUAUUGUUCGUCAGUAGAGCCUGUGUGGUAUCAAUACAGAUGUCGUUAUCA
Molecule: messenger RNA, 1251 nt
Organism: Hyalella azteca
Lineage: Eukaryota; Metazoa; Arthropoda; Malacostraca; Amphipoda; Hyalellidae
Product: copper homeostasis protein cutC homolog
Exons: 6
Coding region: 106-834 (242 amino acids)
Molecular function (GO): copper ion binding
Source: RefSeq, a predicted model, not a curated record